This is a messenger RNA of Xiphias gladius (swordfish), 1777 nucleotides long. It is a transcript of the gene ctsc, whose product is annotated as cathepsin C. The record is from RefSeq and is a predicted model, not a curated record. Gene Ontology annotation, molecular function: cysteine-type endopeptidase activity. NCBI's taxonomy places the organism in Eukaryota, Metazoa, Chordata, Actinopteri, Istiophoriformes, Xiphiidae. Gene Ontology annotation, cellular component: lysosome. The transcript has 8 exons. Bases 1 to 1368 code for a protein of 455 amino acids.
AUGAGGCUGAGCGGUGUGUUAGUGUGUGUGUUCCUGCUUUGGGUUGAAGGGUCCCGGGGUGAUACACCGGCCAACUGCACCUAUGAGGAGCUGCUGGGGACAUGGGUGUUCCAGGUGUCCAAAGGAGGGCACGACAAGACCAUCAACUGCUCCGCUGAAGCUACAGGGGAAAGCUCCGUAACUGUUACCCUGGAGAAACUGUCUGUGGCCACAGAUGAGCUUGGGAACACCGGCUUCUUCACCAUCAUCUACAACCAGGGCUUUGAAGUGAUCAUCAAUGGUUACAAAUGGUUCGCCUUCUUCAAGUACUCUGAGGAGGGCCCUAAGGUGACCAGCUACUGUGAUCAGACCCUGCCAGGGUGGGUCCAUGAUGUCCUGGGAAACAACUGGGCCUGUUUUGUAGGGAAGAGAGUGAAUCCAGUACCACCCCGUACAAAUUACAAACCAGUCUUCAGCAGCGGGCUGCUCCAGAAGCCGUAUGAGCACAACAUGGACUUCAUUGAUUCCAUCAACUCCGUUCAGAGUUCCUGGAAGGCUGUGCCCUACCCAGAUCAUGAGAUGUACACUCUACAGGAGCUGCACUACAGAGCUGGGGGCCCCGCGUCCCAUAUCCCCAUGCGUGUUCGCCCUAUGCCUGUGACAGCUGAUGUAGCCAAGAUGGCGGCAGCUCUACCCGAGCACUGGGAUUGGAGAAACAUUGAUGGCGUUAACUUUGUCAGCCCCGUGCGAAACCAAGCUUCAUGUGGUAGCUGCUACUCCUUUGCCUCCAUGGGAAUGCUGGAAGCCCGCAUUCGAAUCCUCACCAACAACAGUGAAACUCCCAUGCUCAGUCCGCAACAAGUGGUCUCCUGCUCUGAAUAUUCUCAAGGUUGUGAUGGUGGGUUCCCAUACCUGAUUGGGAAGUAUGUGCAGGAUUUCGGCAUUGUGGACGAGUCAUGCUUUCCGUAUGUUGCAAAGAACACUCCAUGUGGCGUUCCUCAAAACUGCGGCCGCAUUUAUGCAGCAGAAUACAACUACGUCGGUGGGUUUUAUGGCGGCUGUAGCGAGACGGCCAUGAUGUUGGAACUGGUCAAGAAUGGACCGAUGGCAGUGGCCUUUGAGGUCUACCCUGACUUCAUCCACUAUAAGGAGGGCAUCUAUCACCACACAGGUCUCGCAGUCCCCUUCAAUCCCUUUGAGCUGACCAACCAUGCUGUGCUCCUGGUGGGGUAUGGUCGCUGCCACAUGACCGGACAGAAGUACUGGAUUGUCAAGAACAGCUGGGGCACCAGCUGGGGCGAGGACGGCUACUUCCGAAUCCGCCGUGGAAGUGAUGAGUGUGCUAUUGAGAGCAUCGCAGUCGCAGCCAACCCUAUCCCCAAACUGUAGAAGCUGUAAGCUCAGAAUGGGAGGAAUGUGUUUAUCUGAUGACGAGUCUCAAUAAUGCAAAUUAGAUUUAUUCCCCAUGUAUCUUAGCUGUUUCCAAUGUGUGCUUGGGAAGUUGGAAAUCCGAAGCCGAAAACUGUAACUUUUCACAGCAGCCGACAUCAUACAGCACUGUCUUCUUCCUCACUAAUCCAACAAGCAGAUGUCAAGUACUGCAGUGCAUAAAAACUACACAACAUUAAGUAGAAAUGUUAUGGAUUUCAGCUUUAAGGCCGAUAUUCCAAAUGACUAUGAUAUAUAUUAAAAGUGGAAUCCUCCUAAAUCCAAAAGUAGCGAGUUUCGCUAGUCAAAAUGUUUGAAUGUGAAAAUGUUCUAAGCCUGAAACCGUAUGUUUUAACUCUUAUCAAUUCUC